Octopus sinensis (East Asian common octopus) is the source of this 2503-nucleotide messenger RNA. RefSeq names its product cotranscriptional regulator FAM172A homolog. Gene Ontology annotation, cellular component: nucleus. Gene Ontology annotation, biological process: regulatory ncRNA-mediated heterochromatin formation. Lineage: Eukaryota; Metazoa; Mollusca; Cephalopoda; Octopoda; Octopodidae. The transcript is spliced from 12 exons. The record is from RefSeq and is a predicted model, not a curated record. Gene Ontology annotation, molecular function: siRNA binding. Bases 450 to 1526 code for a protein of 358 amino acids.
GCGCAGAUUUAGUGGCGGAUGAGUUUGAGGUGGGGACAUAACUGGAAUGUUACACCGUGAGUGGAAAGUAAAACUUGUUUAAUGUUUCUUGACAUUAAAACUAUUUUAUUGUUUCUCUCUCUUUCGAAGUUACUCAGUUCCACAAAACAGAAUUUGUCUUGGAGACAUUCUGAAAACAAGUGCCUUAUGCAGCCAGAGAAUGGUCUGGAACAUUCAAGCAAGGAAGAUAUAAAAAUGUCAAUUCUAGACAAAACUAGCGAAAGAAACUCUGGCGAUGAUGUUUCUUCUGCAGACUGUGAAAUGGAAGAAAAAGAAAGAAAUUCGCAGAAACUCAUGCCAGAAUCCACGAAAGGUUCCAAAACUGAAGGGGACUUGAAAUUGACAUCUUCGAAUCAGUGCAACUUGAGCCAUAAACAGAAAUAUAAAAAAAAAAUUGUGGUGUAAAACAAAUGAAAUUAUUUCCUUCGAAAGAAUCUGGCAAAAUUUUACUAAAAGAUCCAAAUGUGAUAUCAACUCCCCAGAACCAUAAUAAAAGCAAAAUGAAGCGAAAAUCUUUGGAGUCUUUUAAAUAUCGUUUCAAUGAAAAUCCAAAUGUGAUAUCAACUCCCCAGAACCAUAAUAAAAGCAAAAUGAAGCGAAAAUCUUUGGAGUCUUUUAAAUAUCGUUUCAAUGAAAAGGGCCGUCUACGACACAUUAAAACUGGGAAACCUUUUGAGUUUAACAUCAGCAACAAUAGAAGGGAUAACGAGAAGAAUUAUGAAGAACUAGGAGAGGCUGUCACAGAACAUAUCUACAAUAUGUUACAAAUUGAGAUGAAACUGGAAAAAGUCUAUGUACCGAUUAAUCGAAUUGGUUUGGAACCACAAAGUUUCAUUUUCCAAAGUAAAGAUGCCUUGACAAACCCUCACAAAUUACUGCUGCUAGUCCAUGGUUCUGGGGCUGUUCGUGCUGGUCAGUGGGCUCGUAGACUCAUCAUCAAUGACUGCUUAGACAGUGGUUCACAAAUGCCAUUCAUCAAGAGAGCUGUCCAAUCCGGUUUUGCUGUUCUCGUCUUAAACACAAACUUAAACAGAAGUAAAAAAAUUGGAAAUAAAAUCAGGGGAAACGGUAGUGCUUUAGAACACCUGUUGUAUGUGUGGGACAACUUUGUGGUGGCAGCGAAAGCGAAACAUAUUGCUUUCGUCUGUCACAGUUACGGUGGAGUGGCAACUGCCAAACUGGCCAACAAGAGAAGGGAUUUCUUAUCAAGGAUUUCUGCCGUGGCUUUUACCGAUUCCAUGCCUGACAAUUAUAUCAAUGAUGCUGAUAUUAAAGAAUUCUUCAAAAAGAAAAGUCGCAAUUGGGUCACCAGUAAAGAACCUAUUGAUACAGUGGUAAACUCCUUCAAUGGGACAGUCCCUAAAGUAUCAGCAGGACAUACAAAACAUGAAAUGACUUCCUGGACAAGUUUCCAUUCAAUAUUUAAAUACCUGAAUGAAAAGAUUCCAGAUCCCAGUUCUAAAACUGAAUCUAAAGCUGAACUUUAAUGAUCUCUCCCCACCCCCCACUGCCAUUUUUUUAACUACAACCCAAUUCAGUGCCUAUACAUUACCAAGUUGGUUUAAUUACAUCCCCCACCUCAUGUUAAAAAAAAAAUUUUUUUUUUGUUAUCUUCCAUCAAUGUUAUAAAGCUCUGUUUUUCUUGAACUCUUCUACAAUUUUGUCCAAUGACUUGAGAAACACCAGGGAACCUCUGGAACCACAAAGUGUUGCUUAGAAUAUUACCUACAUCACCUCCAAACAGUAUCUUCUAUUUCUCCCCUCCUUCGUAAAGGACCAGGCUACAUGUGGUGUCCUUGAGCAGGGCACUUUUUUUCAUGUUCUCAGCCAGGAGUACCAGCUGAGCACUGCUUUCUCUCUCUCUCUGCCCUUCCAACUACCACACCUUGAAUGUACUGCUUGGUCACAGGGUGGGUGAGUCAGAACAACUGCGUCAUUCUUACCAAAAAAAAAAAAAAAAGUAGGAACUGCUUAACCAAGCCAUACUAGUUUGCAACUGAUUCUUGGCUCCAACCUCUCUCUCCUCUCUUUUUCAACAAGGAUUUUUUAAUAUCUUCAUUCUAAUCACAAUGUCCUUUAAACAGUAAAAACCCUGCAACUUAAUCUUGAUUCUUUCUCAAAACAAAUACCUUUGCAAAAUUCCAUUUUUUAAAAGAAUUCCUAUCAUUUAAAAAAAUAUUUCUCAACCUCAUUUACUUUGUGGUACUUUAGAGAUAAAACAUUAUUGGUGCACUUUGCAUGGAAAGUUUGAAGAAACUAUUGCUUACCUUUGUUUUAUUAAAAUUAUAUUUGUAUAUAACAAUUAUUCAUAAUGUUAAUGAUACUCGUAUAACUUUUAAUUUUUUUAAUAUGCCCAAAUAUAGAUUUUCUAAAUCUUGAAUUAAUUUUUAAAAUUGCCAUGAAUCCAAACUCCCCCUCUUGCAAUGCCAACCUAAAUUUUGUUUGUAAAUAAGAAUUUAUUACA